ACUCUUUCACAUAAGCAUCAUUCCCUCUUUAUUUAAUCUUUUUCGGUUAAACUAAAGAUAAUUUAAUCGAUGUUUGGACCAGAUUGAUGUUCAAACUUCAAAGAAGUCUCAUUAAAUUUCUCAUUAAUUCCACUUUCUCAUUGGUCAAUUCCUAUUAAACUCACAAACCAAAAAUUCCUUUUUAAGUUUUAUCACAUUCUACAGAUCUCAAGUUCUCAACACCCCCUCUCCCACAGACAAUUUUACAGCAAACCCCAGAUCAAAUUCAAAAUCUUGUCGAAUAAAUUUAAAGCUUCGAUUUUUAUUAUUAAAUUGGUACAAAGCUCGCUUUUUUAUCAUCUGGGGUGGCAUAAAAAGAGGUAAUUUGCAUUCUUGCAAAAUGGGUGUUUGCUGUUCAAAAUCUUGUCAAGUCAAAUUCAAGAUCUUCUAAUAAAGCUUCGAUUUUUAUUAUUAAUUUGGUAAAAGCUUGUUUUUUUUUUUAUUAUCUAAAAAGGGGUAACUUGCAUUCUUGCAAACAAAUCUUGCAAAAUGGGUGUUUGCAGCUCAAAACCCUCUUCAAAAUCGAACUUUUCCGGUCACCGGAGUACCGAUAUUCCGGUGAAAGAUAGUGGUGAAACAGAAGAAUCAGUUAAUAAAACUGAAGUGGGGAAAAAGUCACCGUUUUUCCCAUUUUACAGUCCCAGUCCAGCUCACUAUUUGUUUUCAAAGAAAUCAUCAUCUCCGGCGACACCCAGAAGGUUCUUUAAACGGCCGUUUCCGCCGCCUUCGCCAGCGAAACACAUUAAGGCGCUGGCGAGGCGCGGGUCGGUUAAACCGGCGAUACCGGAGGGUGAUGAGGGGGUGAGGGAUAGUGGGUUGGAUAAAAGUUUUGGGUUUUUGAAGCAUUUUGGGAGUAAGUAUGAAGUUGGUGAAGAGGUGGGACGAGGGCAUUUUGGGAAUACUUGUAAAGCUAAGGUUAAGAAAGGGGAGUUUAAGGGUCAAGAAGUUGCUGUGAAGAUUAUUCCAAAGUCAAAGAUGACAACUGCCAUAUCGAUUGAAGAUGUGAGACGGGAAGUAAAGAUUUUGAAAGCUUUGUCAGGACAUGAAAACUUGGUGAAAUUUUAUGAUGCAUAUGAAGACCAUGACAAUGUUUAUGUUGUAAUGGAGUUAUGUGAAGGAGGGGAGCUUUUGGAUAGAAUACUUUCAAGGGGCGGGAAAUAUACAGAAGACGAUGCUAAGGUUGUGUUGAUGCAAAUAUUAAAUGUCGUUGCAUUUUGUCAUCUUCAAGGUGUCGUGCAUCGUGACUUGAAACCAGAGAAUUUCUUAUUUACAUCCAAAGACGAAAACUCACAACUCAAAGCCAUAGAUUUCGGCUUGUCUGAUUUCGUAAAGCCAGACGAAAGGCUUAAUGACAUUGUUGGAAGUGCAUACUAUGUGGCACCUGAAGUUCUACAUAGAUCAUAUAGUACCGAGGCUGAUGUAUGGAGUAUUGGUGUUAUAGCAUAUAUUCUUUUAUGUGGGAGUAGGCCCUUUUGGGCCCGAACUGAAUCCGGAAUUUUUCGGGCUGUUUUAAAAGCCCAUCCGAGUUUUGAUGAAGUACCUUGGCCUACAUUAUCCUCUGAGGCCAAAGAUUUUGUGAAACGUUUAUUAAACAAAGAUCCUAGGAAAAGAAUGACGGCUGCUCAAGCGUUGAGUCAUCCGUGGAUUAGAAACACGAAUGAUGUGAAAGUGCCACUCGAUGUCUCGAUGUUGAGACACAUGAAGAAUUAUAUGCGUUCUUCUGCUCUUCGUAAAGCUGCUAUACGCGCUUUAGUAAAGACAUUGGGUACUGAUGAGUUAUUUUAUCUAAAGGAGCAAUUUUCGUUAUUAGAACCGAGCAAAACCGGAUCCAUAAGCAUGGAGAAUAUCAAAACGGCCUUGUUGAAGCAUGCUACAGACGCAAUGAAGGAGUCACGAGUCCAUGAUUUUCUAACAUCGCUUAAUGCACUGCAAUAUAGAAGAAUGGAGUUUGAUGAAUUCUGUGCAGCGGCAUUAAGUGUGCAUCAGCUUGAGGCUCUUGAUAGAUGGGAAGAGACUGCACGUAGCGCCUAUGAAAUAUUUGACAAGGAUGGGAAUAGGGCCAUCAUGAUUGAUGAACUCGCUUCGGAACUUGGUCUUGGACCAUCGGUUCCUGUUCAUUCCGUAUUGCAUGAUUGGAUCAGGCACACCGAUGGAAAGCUCAGUUUUCUUGGGUUUGUUAAGUUGUUGCAUGGUGUGUCUACUCGGACCCUUGCCAAAACUCGUUAACACACACACAAGGCAUCUCAAAUAGCCGUGGAAUGAAUGACGAUCAUGUUGUAGGAGAAGCUCCAAAAAUGUGUGUUUCUUCCCGUUGUAAAUCUGUAAAAUUUAGUUUCUGCUUGGAUUUGAAGGUGAGAGUAGUAGUAGUAUAUUUGGUUGAUUUAUACCUGAUUUACUUAGCUAGAACAUGUAAUCAAUUGGCAGUGUAUCAUCAGUUAUUUCAUGUUCUAACCCAACCAUUCAAAUCGAGUAUGUAACAACUUAUAUGGGCGUGUGUGUGUGUGUGUUUUGUUA
Helianthus annuus (common sunflower) is the source of this 2553-nucleotide messenger RNA. Its product is annotated as CDPK-related protein kinase. The record is from RefSeq and is a predicted model, not a curated record. Lineage: Eukaryota; Viridiplantae; Streptophyta; Magnoliopsida; Asterales; Asteraceae. Bases 529 to 2265 code for a protein of 578 amino acids. Gene Ontology annotation, molecular function: calcium/calmodulin-dependent protein kinase activity; calmodulin binding; calcium-dependent protein serine/threonine kinase activity. The transcript has 11 exons. Gene Ontology annotation, cellular component: cytoplasm; nucleus. Gene Ontology annotation, biological process: peptidyl-serine phosphorylation; intracellular signal transduction; protein autophosphorylation.